AUGGACAUCCCAAUCAUGUUCGAGGAAAGUGACGUAGUAGAAGGCCAUCAUGACGGCCUAGUGAUUUCACUCCCAGUUGGAAAUUGCAUGAUCAAGAAGAUCCUUGUUGACAACGGAAGUUCCGCGAACAUCAUUAUGCUCGAUACCUUGAAACAUAUGAACAUUGAUGAGAAAAACAUCAUCAACAAUUCAACAAUUCUAGUAGGCUUUAGUGGUGAAACAAAGAAAACAAGCGGAGAGAUUACAUUGGCAAAUUUUGCAAAAGGGAUUAAUCUGCAAGUCAAGUUCCUAAUGAUCAAUAAAUUAUCAUCGAACAAUAUGAUUCUGGGUAGACCAUGGAUACACGAAAUGAAAUCCAUCACGUCUACUUAUCACCAAGUCAUCAAGUUCCCUACAAGAUGGGGUAUCCAAGAGAUCAGAAGGGACCCUAAAGAGGCCAAGAAUGUUACAAGAUCGCCUUUAAAGCAACUUCAGUAG
This is a messenger RNA of Chenopodium quinoa (quinoa), 477 nucleotides long. RefSeq lists its product as uncharacterized. Lineage: Eukaryota; Viridiplantae; Streptophyta; Magnoliopsida; Caryophyllales; Amaranthaceae. The record is from RefSeq and is a predicted model, not a curated record. The transcript has a single exon. Bases 1 to 477 code for a protein of 158 amino acids.